AUGUCAGAGACCCCCAGCACACCCCAAGGCGAAGCGAGUUCGACGCAGCCUCUGCCACCGCAGCAACUCAAUCGCUCCUGUGAAUCAUGCCGCAGCCUCAAAGUGCGAUGUUUGCCAAACCCCUCCACGCCAAAUCAAUGCCAACGAUGUGCAAAGAGCAAAAAGGCAUGUGUCUUCGUUGCACCGCAACGGCGGCGGCCGCGCAAGAGAACCGAUUCGAGAGUGGCUCAACUGGAGAAAGAGAUGCGCAUGAUGCGUUCGCUGCUCAAGGAUCGGAUUCGUGAAGAGAGUGAGCCGGAGUCGCCCGACGGCAGCGAGGGCUCGCUGGACGAGUCGGGUGAAAUGGAUGUUCACGAUCUGAGUUCAAUGCCCGAAGCCCCAGCGAGCGCCACGGGCUCAGGCAAGUACAUGGACUUUUCGCCCGACUUGGGAAAUGCGACAAACGCACUGGUCAACCCUCGUGGACUUUCAACCACCCCAUCCUUGUCAGGCUUGCAUCUGAAUCACCCAGUGGAGAACCAGCAGGCGCCAUCGAACGACGUGGUCGACCGUGGAGUGAUUUCACCGGAUGACGCGGAGCAACUAGUGGCCUUUUUCAUUCACGAGCUGGCAUCCUUCUUUCCAUUGGUGGUUUUGCCGCAAGACACCACAGCAGCGCAAUUGCGACAGAACAAGCCUGUGCUAUUUCUCUCGGUGAUAUCGGCGGCCGCAAUCUCUGUAGACGCGGGGUUGGCCGGGGUCCUGAAUCGUGAGAUGGUUCGAUUGUAUGCGGAGCGGUUUUUCAUCGACGGCGAAAAAUCACUGGAACUGGUGCAAUCGCUGCUCAUCAUGAUUAUCUUCUACUUCCCGCCUGCGUCGCCUCUGAAAUUGCAGUAUUAUCAAUAUACGCAUAUUGCUUCCACGAUGGCUUUGGAGAUUGGAUUGGCCACGAAAAGGCGUGUCUCGAAGAAGCGGUCGGAUCGGCAAAGUCGAAACGAUCCACACGACGAGCUCAUGGCCGAACAGGCUCGGGCGGUGCUGGGCUGUUACCAUCUAAGCUCGACGGUGGCAAUGAAAACUCGCCGACCCAAUCUCCUUCAAUUCAACGACUGGAUGAGCGAGUGUGUUCAACAACUAGGGCGUUCGCCGCAUUGGGCAGACCAACAUCUAGCUGUAUGGUUUGAGUUGCAACGGAUCACCGAUGAGGCCAUGUCUUCAUUCGGUUUAGACGACACGAGUGCAUCCUCGCCGCUGACAGAAUCCCGGGUUCAAGCCGUCCUGCGAUGGUUCGACAAACGAAUGGAGGGAUGGAGAAAGAGCACCCCUGAUGACAUGCUCACAGUUCCCAUGAUCCUCGAGUAUCGGUCUGCCGUGGUAGCCAUGUAUGAACUUGGUGUGGGAGAAGGCUACCGGGAUCCGGAGUCGAUCAAGAACCGAUAUUUUGUGCUUCCUCCUCUCGACAGAAGUGAUGGCGAUCGGUCACCGGGAUCGCAACUGAGUGCGAUCCGGAUAGACAUAACCGUGAAGUGGAUGGUUGCUGCCCAGGAAUUGCUUGACGCCAUCCUAACCUGCAGCGUGGAAACAAUGCGCAGGAUGCCCAACCUCACAUAUACUCGGUUUGGAACGGCAAUGACAGCAUUGCUCAAAAUCCAUUUCUCGGUACGGACAGGCGCUCUCGGCGAGGUGGUCACUUCAGAGUCGGUAAACGUGGGCUAUUAUCUUGACGCAAUCACACAUAAAUUGGGCGAGGCGAGCAGGGGUGGAAAAUAUAAGAUACCCAGUCGAUGGUAUCAAGUGAUCGCGGUCAGAGGUCGUGACUGGUUCGAACGGCUGGAGAAGCGAUACGCUGGGGGUGCGUUCCACGAGACCGAAUCUGCGACUGCGUCACAAGGUCCGCCAGCGAGUAAUAGAACAACGAGUCUGGCAGGUCAACUGCCAGGAUCACAAGAGGCACCCAUGCACCUCGGUCAUUCGAUCACGCCAUCGGGUCCGGAGUCUUAUGGGCUGAUGCACGGUAUGCCGCUCAUGGGGCCGCCUGGCACGGAGCAGAUACGCGAGGAAUAUAUGGCAGUCCAUAGCGGCACGGGAAUGUGGCCGAUGGACGGAGGACAGGGACACGGCCAAAGCGGGCCUGGUCAGGGCCAGUUCUAUACAGCACUUCCUCCGGGCUACCACCCAGCUCCUCCUGCACAUAGCGGAACAGUGUCCCCUCAAGUCGGGUACGAGCCGCAACGAAUGCACCAUCCUGUUGGAGGCCCGAUGCACAACACCGGCAUGGAAUUGGAUGGAUGGCUCCCAGAUGGGAGCAUCUUCGGCAUGCCUCCGUUGCCGGAGUUUUGA
Molecule: messenger RNA, 2319 nt
Organism: Penicillium diatomitis
Lineage: Eukaryota; Fungi; Ascomycota; Eurotiomycetes; Eurotiales; Aspergillaceae
Exons: 3
Coding region: 1-2319 (772 amino acids)
Biological process (GO): DNA-templated transcription; regulation of DNA-templated transcription
Cellular component (GO): nucleus
Molecular function (GO): transcription cis-regulatory region binding; DNA-binding transcription factor activity, RNA polymerase II-specific; zinc ion binding
Source: RefSeq, a predicted model, not a curated record